Molecule: messenger RNA, 2215 nt
Organism: Juglans microcarpa x Juglans regia
Lineage: Eukaryota; Viridiplantae; Streptophyta; Magnoliopsida; Fagales; Juglandaceae
Product: zinc finger protein CONSTANS-LIKE 9-like
Exons: 4
Coding region: 970-1566 (198 amino acids)
Molecular function (GO): protein binding
Source: RefSeq, a predicted model, not a curated record
AAUUGUUUAUUAUAUUUUGUGUAAAAAUUUGAGAAAUUUGUAAUGAUUAUAUGAGAUGAGAUGAGAUGAGAUAGUUUGAUUUUGUGUGACCAAAUCAGCCCUAAAUUUCUUUUGAAAUUGACCUUUUCCUUGUAUCUGAGGUGUAAUCCCAAUUUCUUACCAAUGAAAAUUGAUUUUUAUUUAAUACGACCUGACCUAUUGCCUUUGUUUCUAUAUGCAUUAUUUGAAGGUUAUAAGGGCACUAGGAAGAAUUGUGGUUUGUGUAAGUAGCUGCUUUUGGCAAGCUAAUAUAUAAUUUGACUAGGGGUUUGGUAACAGGACAAAUAUAAAUUGAAGGAUGGGUUAUUAUGUGAUUUUUGUGGGUAUCAAAAGUCCAUGGUAUAUUCCCGGUCAGAUGCUGCAUGCUUAUGCCUGUCAUGUGACCGAAGUGUUCACUAUGCUAAUGCCUUAUCCAAACGUCACUCGAGAACAUUAUUAUGUGAAAGAUGCAAUUCACAACCUGCAUUAGUAAGAUGCGCCCAAGAAAGGGUCUCUCUUUGUCAGAAUUGUGAUUGGAUGGGUCAUGGCAGUUCUACCUCAACUUCAACAAAUAAGAGACAAACAAUCAACUGUUAUUCUGGGUGCCCUUCAGCUGCAGAACUUUCUUCAAUCUGGUCAUUCGUAUUAGAUUCCCCUCCUGUGGGUGAAUCUACUUGUGAACAGGAACUAGGAUUGAUGAGCAUAAUGGAGAAUAAUGCAAAAACUGCUUUGGGCCAUUCAGAAAACAACACGAGUCAAAAUAUAUCUAGUUCAGUUGAAUUGAAUACUGUGCACAGCUUGAAGAAGUGCAAUGUUUGGGUUGGAUCCUCUCGGCCUCACAUUCUGGACCAACCGGCUGGUUCUUCAAAUGCAUUCUUGCCCAAGUUAUGCUGUCCUGGUAUAUAAGAUCCUGGACUCAGUCAAGAAGAUGAUCUGUAUGAAGAUUUCAAAAUGGAUGAAGUGGAUUUGAAUAUUGAAAACUAUGAAGAACUCUUUGGUGUAGCUCUCAGUCAUUCUGAAGAGCUUCUUGAAAAUCGUGGCAUUGGUAGCUUGUUUGGGACAAAGGACGUGUCUGCUACUGAUUCCAGUUGUAAGGGUGCAGUUGCUGCUAACGGUUUCUCAGUUGGACUAGCUAAUGCAAUGCAACCAACAUGCAGCACUGCAGCGUCUGCUGAUUCUAUGAUUAGUUCUAAAACUGAACCAAUACUUUGUUUAACGACAAUGCAAGCGCAUUCAAGCCUUCUGUUUUCUGGUCUUACUGGAGAGAGUAGUGCUAGAGACUAUCAAGAUUGUGGGGCUUCUUCAAUACUUCUCAUGGGGGAGCCUCCCUGUUGUCCUCCAUGCCCUGAGAGUUUCUGCCAAUCUACUAAUCGUGGGAAUGCCAUUUUGCGUUACAAGGAAAAGAAGAAAGCACGCAAGUUCGAGAAAAGAGUGAGGAAUGCCUCUCGCAAAACAAGGGCCGAUGUAAGAAGACGUGUUAAGGGGCGCUUUGUCAAAGUUGGUGAUGCUUAUGAUUAUGAUCUAUUGACACAAACCAGAAGCUAUUGAGAGUACGGUUUUAACCAUGCUUAUAAAAGAAUCUCUUGAUGAUCUGUUGGAGGAAUCAGUUAUUGUUACCUAAAGAAUGGAUGACAGCAAUGCAUAUUUCCCUGUGCAAUGACAUACUGUAUUAUUAUAUCUGAGUGGCCUCACUUAGCGGGCAAGAAGAAAGAUUAUAUCUGUGGGGCCUUGGUUUUCUUCAGGAGAAAACGGUCGAUAUAAAAUGCUGGUUUCCGAUGCUUUACCAAUAAGUUGAGGAGCAGAAUUUUGAUCAUCGUCACCAUGAAGGAUUGAUGGCUUUUGACACAACCAACAGAAGACCACAUAGCCCCCUUGAAUCCAAGUUAUGGGCUUUUAUGUCCAUCUCUGCGCAUUUAUCUCGGGAAAGGAGAAGCCUACCAUUUCUCUCCAGCCUAAUUAACGAUCGUUGUAAUCUUUGCUCUUGGUCACUUCUAUAAAUGCAGUAGCCAUGUCAUGGUGGGUGGCUGUACUCACAGAAGCAAUGCAAGGGAUGAAGAUGUUAGCGCUUCCAAUGUUCUCGUUUCUUUUUAAUUCGUAGCGUGGGAUUCAUAUUCACCAAAGAGUAUGAUGUCUGGUGAAAUGCAAUUCCGUGCUCAGGAAAAAAGAAAAAGAAAAAGAAAAAGAAAAACUUGUUCUA